UCAUUGUCCUGUCAGGGGUUACCGGUCAUAGCAAUUUGUCAACUACUAUUAUGCUUCUCUCUCGUCACCGAUGCCUUAGAAAACCUCAACUUCAUCAAUCUCUCUGUUAAUGAUUCAAUCAAUGGACUCCUCCUCGUCAAACCCUACCAUCUCCCACGACGACGUACUCGAUCGAUUCCUCGACGCACCCGAUGAAUUCUACUACGAUUGCAUGCCCCCGACCCGUCGCCGUCAAUAUUCUGCUAAUCCCUCCGCCGCGAAUCUCCGUCGGAGAAACUCGACUCCUCACCGGAAUCCGAUUCGUUCCGAUUUAGAAACGGAGCCGUCUUCUUCAUCCUCCUCCAAUGGAUUCAAAGUCUAUGAGAAAUCGAGCGAGGACGUAACCGAAUCAACCAAGGACCUAAUUGACCUACCUCCAGAGAAAGAUAACGACAUUGUCGUAACUGAUUCGGUUCAGGACCGGGUUGACCCGAUUCAUGAAAGCGGAGAGAAAUCCGAAGAAUCAAUGGAUGUAACAGAUUCUGAUCGGGUCCGGGUUGGCCCGUUUCACGAAGAGAAAACAGAAGAAUCAAUGGACGUAACAGAUUCGGAUCGGGCCCGGGUUGGCCCGAUUCGGGAAAGCGGAGAGAAAACAGAAGAAUCAAUGGACGUAACAGAUUCGGAUCGGGUCCGGGUUGACCCGAUUCAGGAAGGGGUUAGCUUGACCGAAGAGUCCACGGUGACCACCGUGAGCGACGAUCGGGAAGUUGACAAUGCAGGAUCCUCACCACCGGAGCUCCGGGAAACGAACCAAACAGACUGGUCUCUCUCUGGGCUCUUACUCAAAGCAAUCGAGUUCCAAUUCAAUCUGAUCAUCACCUUGUUCAAGUAUCCGCCUUUGUUGCUCCACUGGUGCUUCCUCUUCAUGUUCGAUCCCUUCAGCACGUUAAGGAUCGGAAGACGCUUCUUAACGACAAUAGUUGCAGAGUUAAGUGAUAUGGUGUUAGGAACCUUUAAGCUGAGUUGGCUAAAAGACACCAAACGUAUGUUGAAUCUUGCGUGGAAGUUCGGAUGGGGUUUGUUCUGGGCUGUUUACGUAGGCGCUGUGUUGUUUGGCUUGUUGGUUUUGUCGCUUAUGCUUGGUGGGUUUAUGAUCAACCGUGUUGCCGAUAAACCGUUUGUGCUCAAGGAGGUGUUGAACUUCGAUUAUACCAAGAAUAGUCCAGAAGCAUUUGUGCCUAUCACCUCAUGUGCUGGUGUUGUUGCUUGCGAUGGAAGUUGCAAGGAGAGUAAUGAGAUGUUGAAGGUCAGAGGGGUUCGAGCUAUCCCUCGAGACCACAAAUUAGAGAUCACUCUUUCAAUGACGUUACCCGAGUCUGAGUACAAUAAAAAUCUCGGCAUGUUUCAGGUUCGUGUGGAUUUCUUAUCUGCGGAUGGUAAAACGCUCAACAGCAUACGGCGUCCAUGCAUGCUGAGAUUCAGAAGCGAGCCUAUCCGUCUAGUUCAGACGUUCCUCAAAAUGGUUCCGUUAGUUACAGGAUACGUCUCUGAGAUACAAACCUUGAGCUUGAAGCUGAAAGGAUUUGCAGAAAAGGACAUCCCCACCGCUUGCUUGAAGGUGAUGAUCGAACAGCGGGCGGAGUUUCGACCCGGCGCAGGUAUUCCAGAGCUGUACGACGCGUCCCUCUCGCUUGAAUCAGAUCUUCCUUUCUUCAAAAAGGUUAUAUGGAAAUGGCGGAAGACUUUGUACGUCUGGAUCAGCAUGAGCUUGUUUACUAUGGAGUUGCUGUUUGCUUUGGUUUGUUGCAGACCUCUGGUAAUACCAAGAACAAGAAGUAGAGACAGACCGCCUUCAAAUCCGCUUGGAAGUAGAUGAUGUUGCUGUAAAUCAUGUUUUCUUUACACUCUGAAACGGUAUUUUCAUUUCCUUUGUUAACUUUAGCUCCUAAAAGUUAUUUAAUCAAAGUUGUAAAUCUUAUAUGUUAUAUGUGGUUUGGAUUUGAGAUAUGUUCUUGAAAAAGAGUUUGAUAAAGUAAA
Raphanus sativus (radish) is the source of this 2016-nucleotide messenger RNA. RefSeq names its product seipin-2. The transcript has 2 exons. Gene Ontology annotation, biological process: lipid droplet organization; lipid storage. Bases 110 to 1855 code for a protein of 581 amino acids. Gene Ontology annotation, cellular component: endoplasmic reticulum membrane. The record is from RefSeq and is a predicted model, not a curated record. NCBI's taxonomy places the organism in Eukaryota, Viridiplantae, Streptophyta, Magnoliopsida, Brassicales, Brassicaceae.